Messenger RNA from Fibroporia radiculosa, 2526 nucleotides. RefSeq lists its product as uncharacterized. Bases 1 to 2526 code for a protein of 841 amino acids. The transcript is spliced from 11 exons. NCBI's taxonomy places the organism in Eukaryota, Fungi, Basidiomycota, Agaricomycetes, Polyporales, Fibroporiaceae. The record is from RefSeq and is a predicted model, not a curated record.
AUGUCCAGUUCCAUGAUUGAUCUGGAAAGUUUCGUCGGUGCAACAUUCAUUGGAAUGUUCCUCUUAUUUUUUUUCUAUGGCGUAACAAUUGGACAGACGGCGUACUACUUCGGAAAUUACAGCGAUCGCUCUCUAUUGAGAUAUCUGGUCACUCUUUUGUUCAUCCUUGACACGUCAAAAGCACUCCUCAGUAUACAGGUGUCCUGGUACUAUCUUGUCAAGAAUCGUGACAACGAUACUGGUUACUCUACGGUCACCGUAACCUACGGGGCACAGAAUAUCAUCGCGAUCAUACUUGUUGGAGAAGGCUUCGCCUACUUUUCUCUCGCUCUCCUCGACCUUCUGGUGCAUGUUAUUCCAGAUGUCGGACGUUCUCUUGGUGUAUUCAAGCCGCUCGACAUCAUCACAGGUUCCGCGUCGUUUAUCCCGCUGUUUCUCUACACACUUUUCGUCUUUCUGUUCACGGUGGCAGAGUUUAUACCCUCCCUCCCUCCGCGCCUUCAGUCGCCUACCAAGUACACGCUCGCAUGCUUUAUACCACUUAUUGUUAUCUCCAACGAGUUUGGAUCUUUUAUCACCAUCUCAUAUCGCACUUUUGGGAGGGAGUUGGCUGUCGGCUUCACCAACGAGAAUGUGCACGACGGGUUGGACGUGCUUACACUCGCCCUCUUAGCAGCAUUUCAAAUACUCGUGCUUGGCAUCGCAUCCCGUCGACUACUGAAAGCGCUUCGGUACAGACGAGAGCUUGACCAAACCAAUCGGAACUCCGGGUCUAGUGAAGUGAAAGCCCAUCUACUUCGUGGACUUGGCUGGCUUGUCGCGGGUAUCAUGAUUGGAGCAGUGGAAACGUUGGUGGGUUUUGCGGGCGGCGGUUUCGCCUUUGCAAUUGCUCGACGCAUUCUCCGCUUAUUCGGGAGAGCAUGCCUUAUUAUUGGUGUCAUCAAUGGAGUCGACACAGUAGAGGACUUCCGAAUUUUUAAGACCGAGGCCGUCCAACAACGCCGCAAAUCUAAACUUCUCGCGCUCAUAUCCAACCCCCGGAACAGCACUUUUAGACAGCUAGGGGGCUAUCGCUUAGAUCCCGAGGCUGGGCCGUCUGCCGCUGCGCAGUCACGAUACUCUACAUUGACUACCAACGGUAUGGUCGAAAUCAUGACAGUCUCUACUAGAGAGCUGAGCAAUCAGUCAUCGCGUUCGUCCGCAAAAGCAGCAGAAAACAUUGGAUCUUCGGUCUCAUCUGCGGAAAGUAUGGAUUCUUCGGCAGAAAGUGCGAGUCUCAUGUUCACCCCAUCUCGCAAUAUAUCCACACGCCCCGGGACGCCUCCUCUUCUCUCCACAAUGAGGCAACUGCCGCCAAUUCACCGCCCAGAGCGAGUGACUGUCAAUUAUGCUCGCGGCCAGGCACCCAUUCUUGAGUUACGUCGUUUCUCCGAUUUGCUGGACAUAAGAUACAUCCUCACCCUUACGCAACUCGAUCCGUACACGGAUCCACAUGGCCUCCGGUCCAAGUCCCUCCCCAGUUUCUCCAUGCUACAGGCAUGGAAUGCGUCCCGUCGCUCUUCCGGAAUACUUCCCCUGGCUACUCGCAUGCCUUUUGGUCAAGCGCAGGAGACGGAAACACCGCCGCCCAGUGCGACGGGAUCUUACAUUUCCAUACCCGCGUCUGCAAUCAUCUCCCCAAUCGUGCGUGCUGACCGCGCAUACGCACGACACACGUUCGCGGGUCGCAACUUCUACUCUCGCGCGUACGCUGAAGGACGACCUAUGUCUCCCGCCGAUUCACUAGAAGCUUUGCACACGCUCACUGCACAGUUCCCUGGCACCCCCGACACGCCGAGCUGGAAACACUUGCCUCAUUCUAACGAGGUUUCUGCGCGUCCUUCAUUCGAAGGCAAAAGGAUUACAGCUAGAAAUGCGCAUGCCAAACAGGACAGCGAUGCGACAAGGACUUUGGUGUCGCCCGAUAUGACUGCAGAGGCCUUUUCGGAGGAUCAAAGUCAUACUCUCUGCGGCCACAUGAUUGAUGGCAUGUGUCAUGACGGUGAAGCGACGUUAGUGGGCCACCAGUCUGCACAAGUUCUGGAAGAAGCGUCCGCCGCCGCCGCCUUGCCCACGCCUGUCUCUAUCAUCAUUCCUCUCCCCCCAGUACCUACCGACGACGAGCAGAAGAGCGUGAGGGCAAGGAAGGUGCGGACGCUGGAAGUGCACCCCAGGAAGUACCUCGCAGACGAAUGCGUAACUGCCCGGUCCGUUGAUUUUGCAGACAUUCGGAGCGCGUCGCCCACCAAGCUGCGGACACCACGCAUUGUGAGCGUUGGGAGUGCGCCGCGAAGACAUACCCCAACUCCGAGGAGCAGCGCCUAUGCGCGAGAAAGCAUGGCUGUAGAGUUCGACGAAGCCCCAAGCCCCCGGCGGCGACGCCGGUUGAGCAGGAUGUUGCAAAAGUCGGGCCCUCAGAAGAGGAGAAAGAGUGAUGUAUCUGUACGCGCUGUGCCUGUCGGUGAGCGGAGUGUGUUUGACGAUUGA